This is a messenger RNA of Cylicocyclus nassatus, 669 nucleotides long. NCBI's taxonomy places the organism in Eukaryota, Metazoa, Nematoda, Chromadorea, Rhabditida, Strongylidae. The record is from the annotation of a GenBank genome assembly.
AUGCAUUUAUGUGAAAGGCAAUCGAAUUUAACUCGAAGAGCUUGUUGUCAACUUGUUUUAUUGCUGAAUGAUACUACAAAGGUACCCUUCUGCAACGAGUUAUUAACACAGAACUACAGCGAUUAUACAUUCUAUUCACCGCCAGUCUUUCUGGAUGAACCGGCAGAUGUACGAGAAGAUCAUGUAACAUUCUUAUUGGGUAUAAUGGUGCUUAUGUUGGUCGCAUGUGGUUGCAUUUUCACGCUCAGUCGUCUCACAAAACCUAGAUUCCGCAUCAAUUACGGAACAAUUUCAAACUAUGACUUCAUGAUGUGGAUGCCUACAAAAGCAAAUAGGAGGUCGUCAGUAAUGGUACUUUUACGAGGUAUGACGUGCCGACGGACACCAAAUAAUCGCAGUUCUAACAUAAGCGUAGUCUCGUCAAACAUAGGAUUACUACCAUCUUACCAAACCGCCACCUCCACACCAACAUCUGCGCUAUCAUCCUUUCCACCACCGCCCUAUGCCGAGACGCAGAGACUGACAGAAGAAAAUCAAUCUCUUUAGAAGAGCGUGUCAUGCUAAGCAAAUUUAUAGAGCUCAAAGGUUGCUAGGAAAUUUCGAAGACUGCAUCCGUCCACUGAAACUUUCGUUACCUCGUUUUGUUAGUUGAGAAUUUGUAUAUGAAGC